Messenger RNA from Eremothecium cymbalariae DBVPG#7215, 2619 nucleotides. It is a transcript of the gene RAD53, whose product is annotated as serine/threonine/tyrosine protein kinase RAD53. Gene Ontology annotation, biological process: DNA replication initiation; deoxyribonucleoside triphosphate biosynthetic process; DNA damage checkpoint signaling. The transcript has a single exon. Gene Ontology annotation, cellular component: nucleus; cytoplasm. The coding region runs from base 1 to 2619 and encodes 872 amino acids. Lineage: Eukaryota; Fungi; Ascomycota; Saccharomycetes; Saccharomycetales; Saccharomycetaceae. The record is from RefSeq and is a predicted model, not a curated record. Gene Ontology annotation, molecular function: ATP binding; protein binding; DNA replication origin binding.
AUGGAGUACACUACCCAACCUACUCAGCAGGGAACUCAGGCAACUCAAAAAUAUGUCAUUGAGAAGUUCUCACAGGAACAGAUAGACGAUGAUGUAGUAUGCAGGGUCAUUUGUACUACAGGAGAGAUGAAAAUUCAAGAUCUCAAGGUAGAUGUACUAGAGGUGUUGAGGAAGAAGGAAGCUAUAAAAAAAACGUGGAACUUUGGUCGAAACAGACAUGCAUGCGAUUACCAUUUGGGGGAUAUAAAUCGAUUGUCGAACAAACACUUCCAGAUCAUGUUAGGUGAAGAUGGUAAUCUAUUGUUGAAGGAUCUAUCCACUAAUGGAACUUGGCUUAAUGGUAAUAGAGUUGAGAAGACGCAAAAUAUGAUAUUGAGUCAGGGUGACGAAAUUACAGUUGGCACAGGGGUGGCUAACGACGUGCGCAAUCUAGUUGUGUUCAUCAAUGAUAGCUUCCACAAGAAACUUGAACUGGCUAAGUCGGAGGGAUUGAAGAGCUUGAACAAGCACCGCAGCCCCAGGCUUCCAAAUCCAAAAUCACAAUUGACCGGGAUAUUUAAAGAUUUUUCUAUAAAUGACGAAGUAGUGGGCCAAGGGGCAUUUGCAACAGUAAAGAAAGCAGUAGAGAGGAAGACGGGUAAGACAUUUGCGGUGAAAAUAAUUAGCAAACGCAAAGUUAUGGGAAAUGUAGAAGGUGUGACCAGAGAGCUUGAAGUACUGCAUCGGCUCAACCAUCCAAGAAUUGUUUCGUUAAAGGGGUUUUAUGAAGAUGAAGAAAGCUAUUACCUGUUGAUGGAGUUUGUAUCAGGAGGGGAUCUCAUGGAUUUUGUGGCUGCCCAUGGAUCUGUUGGGGAGGAUGCUGGUAGGGAGAUUACUAGACAAAUCCUGGAGGCGGUGAAAUAUAUCCACCAGCAAGAGAUAAGCCAUCGUGAUUUGAAACCAGAUAAUAUCUUAAUUGAACAGGACGACCCAGUUCUGGUAAAAAUCACCGAUUUCGGUCUCGCUAAGAUCCAAGACAAUGGAACAUUCAUGAAGACUUUUUGCGGUACUCUAGCUUAUGUUGCUCCUGAAGUAAUAGAUGGAAAAUCUCUGGAGGAGAAGAGUGUAAACAAAAAUCUGUAUUCUUCACUUGUGGAUAUGUGGUCAAUUGGGUGUCUGGUAUAUGUCAUUCUGACAGGACAUCUCCCCUUUAGCGGUAGCACACAGGAACAACUAUACGAGCAAAUUUCCCGUGGUUCAUACCACGAAGGACCUCUUAAAGACUUCAAAAUAUCCGAUGAGGCCCGCGAUUUCAUCGAUGCGUUGCUACAGGUCAACCCCAGAGAUAGACUUACGGCAGCCAAAGCGUUAAAACAUCCGUGGAUACAGAUGGCACAAAUGGAUAGUGGUGCAGAAUGGCAAGUAUCAUUAUCACAGUCGCUAUCUCAACAGAAAAUGACUGAGAACGUCGAUGAUGCCCAGUAUGAAUUUUUACAGGCAAAGAGAAAGGCGGAUCUACAAGGCGCACCGGAAAAUGUUGAGAAUGUUGGUCACGCGCACAGAGAAGACGCCCAAGGUUUCAAGGUACCAUGCCAGCCACCUGUUAGGUUUUCCCAACUUAACCCCCAACUAUCUCCAGAAAGCUACGCGAGGCACGAGCCUACAUCCGCACAGUUAGUUAACGCUUCGGAGGAUCUCCGCGAGGAUGAGAACUGUGAUCGUCGAGCGCAGUUUCAAAAAAUCGACGACAAGGGAUUUUCGCCCUCAACACUACAACCAGCACUUUCAAAUUCUUCUUCUGCCUUAUGUCCUAGAUCGUCACAGCAACUUUGCACAAAACGUAGCAUCAAGUAUUUGAGGCAGCCAGAUGGUCUUUUCAUUACUCUAAUCCCUCUCGCAAGUAGCGCAAUACAGCAAGAUAUUCCCAUACACCAAGGCAUAAACCCCUUUGUUUUAGGCCGUUCCGAGGAAUGCCAUUAUAGGAUCGAGGACAACCGCCUGUCUAGGGUGCACUGCUACAUUCUAAAAAAACGUCAUCCUGUUGGAAACAGUAUUCACGAAUCCCCUGCGCAAGGCCUCGACGAUAUUUGGUAUUGCCACAGCGGUACAAACCCAAGCUACGUAAAUGAUAUUAAACUAUCAACUGGUACCAAGAUCAUCCUCCAGCAUGGCGACGAACUCAAAAUCAUCUGGGACAAACCUCACAACUCUGUUAUAUCGUUCCGCCUCCACAUAAAUGACUCCGCGGGCCUCUUCAACGCCGCAAAGGGAAUUCCCGCAACUCGACCUUUGGUCAAGCAGACCGCAGAUGAGCUAAAUCUAGCUUCUAAAUUCAUCGAAAUUAUGCACUCGAAACGAGCACCCGCGAUUACAACUACAACUAAUUCUGCGGCCCCACUUCCAGGUGGCCCUCUGCCCCCCACCCCCCCUCGCAUUCCCACAGGAACCAACCCUACUACCAUCGCCACCACCACCACCACAACUACGACUACGACUACUACUCCUACGAUAACCUCCUCGACUACUGGUUCUCUUCCCAGGGUCCAUUCCGUAUCUUUAUCGCACGACCCAAAUAGGAAACCCAAACGUGCAAAGCUUGCACAACCAGAUUCUGACGAAAGAACCUUUCAAUUCUUAUAG